Trachymyrmex cornetzi is the source of this 1764-nucleotide messenger RNA. RefSeq names its product general transcription factor II-I repeat domain-containing protein 2B. NCBI's taxonomy places the organism in Eukaryota, Metazoa, Arthropoda, Insecta, Hymenoptera, Formicidae. The record is from RefSeq and is a predicted model, not a curated record. Bases 1 to 1764 code for a protein of 587 amino acids. The transcript is spliced from 3 exons.
AUGGAUAUAGAUGAAAUAAUUAUGUGCGGAAUGUUUUUAACUAUUCUUGGCCUUUCUCAUAUUACUAAUAGAACAUCAAAGAGUCAUCAGAGAACAUCAGAGAAGAAAACGUCCUUGGAGCCUGUUUGUGAUGCUGAUUACAUAUUUACACUUGUGGAUAUUGGUACCUUUGGUUCACAAAGUGAUGGAGGUGUAUUUAAAGAGUCAACUUUUGGACGAGCAUUAGAAUCUGGUGCAAUAAGCUUACCAGAAGAUUCGUCAUUGCCAAAUACAAAUACACAAAAUUCUAAGCCAUUUACCGAAGGCGUCUUUGUAAGAAAUUGUAUCAUCGAAGCAGUAAAAGCUUUUGGCAAUUCUUUAACUUUGGAGCAAGCAGCGAAUAUUCUCCUUAGUUCAAAAACUGUAACUACAAGAAUUGCUGGUAUAAAUGAUUCUAUAGGAGACAAGUUACAGGAUCUUCUAAAAUCAUGUAAAUAUUUUUCUUUGUGCCUUGAUGAAAGUACCGAUAUCCGACACAUGAGCCAACUGAGUAUUUUUACUCGAAUUGUGCAAGACGAUUACUCAUGUGUCGAGGAACUUUUAGAUUUUGUUAUAUUACGUGACAUAACAACAGGCCUCGAUAUUUUUUUGGCAGUUGAAGAAAUUCUUCAAAAAUUUAACAUAGAUUUUAGUAAAUGUUCUUCGAUUACAACUGACGGCGCGAGAGCGAUGACAGAUUUAAAGAUAGGAUUUGCUGGUCAAUUAAAACAACGAAAUUUAAAUAUCCCCAUUAUUCAUUAUACUAUAAUACAUCAGGAAGCAUUAGCCGGUAAAGUUGUAAAACUUUCAACAGCUAUGGAGACUAUCACUAAAAUAAUCAAUGAAAUUAAAGGUGGACAUAAAUUCCUGACUCACCGAAAAUUUAAAUUAUUUCUUGACGAACAUAAAGCUGUUUACACAGAUGUCCCACUUCAUUGUCCAGUUCGUUGGCUUAGUGCUGCGAAAUGUUUACAAGUAUUUUUCGCAAUAAGGAAAGAAAUCCUUCUUUUUCUAAAAGAAAUGAACAAAUCAAAAUUUCAUGAAUAUUUAUCCCUUUUGGAAGAUGUCACAUUUCUUACUGAACUCGCUUUUAUUACUGAUAUAAGUAAUCAACUUAGGCUUCUCAAUUUAAAGCUGCAAAAGACGGAUCAAAAUAUUUCCCAGUUAGUCAGUCAUGUUAAUUCUUUUCGAAGAAAAUUACAGGCACUGAAAUGUCACUUAAAUAGUAAUAUAUUUCACUUUUUUCCUUCAUGUCAGAUUAUUCUCGAAGAACAUGGCAGUAUUUGUAAUUUCAAAGAAUAUACUCAUUUUAUAGAUUCUCUUAUAGACGAAUUCGAUACGCGGUUUACUUGCUUCGAGAAACUUAAAACCGAAUUAAUUCUUUUCGAGAAUCCCCUUACAGCUCCAAUUGAAGAACAGCAUCUUGAUUUGCAGGAUGAAUUAUUUGAUUUACAGAAUGAUAUUUCGCUUAAAACGGUUCAAGAAACUGGUGUCGAUUUUUACAAAAUGUUGAAAGAAUCAUCAUACCCCAAGCUUCGAGAUUUCGGACUUCGAAUUCAUUCUAUGUUUGGAUCCACAUAUUUAUGUGAGAUAUCAUUUUCCAAAAUGAAAUUAAUAAAAAAUGAAAGACGUUCUUCCUUGAGUGAUGAUACUUUACCUCGUCUUAUGCGGGUCGCUACAAGUAAUAUACAAAUCGACGUUUCUGCCCUCACCAAUAAAGGAUUCCGAAAAUUGGAUAGAAUUUAA